AUGGAAACAAGAAGAAAAAAAGUAGAUGAAGAAUUUGUGGAAAGCUCUGAUGAUGAUGGCAGCGGUGACUGGAACCCUUCUGAAAAGUUGUGGGAUGAAUCUAUUGUUCAGGAGUCUCAAUCAAAUACCACCGAGACGGUGCAUAGGAAACGUAUGGAGGUUGAAGAAACAUUUAAUGCGAAAGCGAGAAUGGAGGCGGCCGCUCAGGAGAAAGUAGUAGGGAAUUAUGCACAGACAUUGGAAAAGAAGAAUCAAUUUUCUGACUUUAUUGGUUUCGAGGAAACUAAUAAUAACCCUCAGUUGGAAAUAUUACCUGACGAGUAUGGUGGAGAAUUCAAACUAGGUGAAUGGGAAAAUGGAAAAAACUGUGGUGUGGGCCAAAAAGCAUUAUUAGAUGUGGGUGUGGAUUAUUGUGCCAAAAAUAAAACUAAGGUCAAAAGGCCCAAUUUCUCAAGGCAACAAAAGCCCACAGUAACAGGUUAUAAGAACAAAGGGAAUUCUAAUGGUGCUUCUGGUAACUGGGAUCGCAACAUUCCUUCUUCUUCAAAAGGGGGUUCUUUUUCUUCAUGUGGCGUACCCUCACAAUCUUCAGAGGCUUCAAGUUUAUGCAGUAAAUCUCAAAAGGGAACCAAGUCUCCUAAAGGGAAUUAA
Molecule: messenger RNA, 651 nt
Organism: Vicia faba (fava bean)
Lineage: Eukaryota; Viridiplantae; Streptophyta; Magnoliopsida; Fabales; Fabaceae
Source: the annotation of a GenBank genome assembly